AUGCGGGAGCCAAUGCCAGUCUUGGCAUUGUCAAAUCGACAACGUUUACCUGUGAAUCCGUCUAAACAAAUUCCACUUCCUGAUUCAUUUGUUCAAUCGAAUAAAUCCAAACGUUGGCGAUUCUAUGAGGAGUCUCUUCAAGAUAUGAAGGCAACCGGGAAAUCGGUGUUUCCACACUCAGGCGGUAACUAUAUUGUCGAUUUUUCUCUCACUGCAAGUGAUCGAGAUAUCAACUAUGAUCAACAACCGGUAAAGCGUCGACGAAAACGACCAACAUAUCGCCAAUCGAUCUACCAUUCACUACUAACAAUGCCAGCUCCAAUUGAACUCUCCAGUAUAUCUGCUCGUGGACGAGCACCGGAAGUUCCAAUAACGAUGCCGCCGGUGAGAAUACCUGACCCUCCAAGUGUCUAUCAACAUAAUGCACCACCGCCAACGCCUCAGAACGAUGAAUCUGAACAAUCAUCUCGUCAGUUACAAGAUAAAACUACAGUUCGUCCGUUUGCACAGAAACUCAUGAAAGGAAAAGAGAGACAAUCACAAUUUCAUUUACCUGCAAUUAAUCUGUCUGUUUUAUCACGACAGGAACCAAAGAAACUGUCGGCGAAAGAAGUUCGAUCAACUCUAUCGAAUUAUUUGCAAAAUUUCUAUUGA
Adineta ricciae is the source of this 654-nucleotide messenger RNA. The record is from the annotation of a GenBank genome assembly. NCBI's taxonomy places the organism in Eukaryota, Metazoa, Rotifera, Eurotatoria, Adinetida, Adinetidae.